AUGGAUCUCAACGCGGGAGUUGAAUUGGGAGUGGGACAAUCAGCUGAGAGUUUCGUAUCAUCACCAACAAUGGCAGAAGCGCUGUCAAUCAGAUCCGCCCUCAACCAUGCACUAGAGAACCGAUUCACCAAUCUGAUUCUCAAAUCCGACGCUCGGGACCUCGUCCUAGCUAUCACGGCACAAGAGCCCAUCAAAGAGAUCUACGGUCUUCUUUUCGAUAUACAUGCUCUUGCUUCUCUCUUUACCUCUGUCUCUUUCGUUUUCGUUCCCAGAGCUCAAAACUCAAAAGCCGAUCUUCUGGCCAAAGCUGCGAAGUGUCGUUUUUUCCCUGUAACCCGUCCCGGCUAA
Microthlaspi erraticum is the source of this 348-nucleotide messenger RNA. The record is from the annotation of a GenBank genome assembly. NCBI's taxonomy places the organism in Eukaryota, Viridiplantae, Streptophyta, Magnoliopsida, Brassicales, Brassicaceae.